Lentinula edodes (shiitake mushroom) is the source of this 1291-nucleotide messenger RNA. RefSeq lists its product as uncharacterized. The transcript is spliced from 7 exons. Bases 386 to 1216 code for a protein of 276 amino acids. The record is from RefSeq and is a predicted model, not a curated record. Lineage: Eukaryota; Fungi; Basidiomycota; Agaricomycetes; Agaricales; Omphalotaceae.
UGUCAAUCCACGAUACGACAAAUUCAUAUCCUAUCCUAUCCUAUCCUGGCAGUUAUUCGAUGUUAUUCGUAUUUGAGUCUGACUCUGAGAUUGAAUCACAAGUGUCAAUUCACGUCGUUACUCACAUCAACUUGAUUUGUUUUUCAUGCAUCGAACAGUGUGGCGCUGCUGUACGCCUCUCAGCUUCACGAAAGAGACUUAUGACUGCCUCAGUUUCCGUGAGGGAUAAGAAUUAUUUUAUUAAAAUGCUUGAGGGGCGCGACUUUGUACACGUAUGCUAAAGGCCCGGUCACAGACUUCCAUUUCUUAUGCACCUCAUUACAUACGCUGAUGCAAUUUGACUCUACAUAUUUCUUCUUCCUCAUUUUCCUCAUCUCUCUCGAAUAUGCGGUUUGGGUGCCUCUCUGCCUGGAUCACCAUCGAUGGUGUUGUGAUUCCGGAGUACAAUGUUGGAGUCGAGUUGAUCACCGACGUCGUCAGUUGCUUCGUACCUUCUCAAGCCGGAAAGUCGUUGGGUGUUCACUGGCAUAUCGACGCCUGUUUGGUACCUACGGCCGGAUUUUUGAAGGUGGAUGGCCAGCAUUGCGAUGGCCGCGUCCUUCCUGCAUAUGAUCCCAGUGUUCCAGGAUCUCAAUAUUCCGCAACCAUUUCUCAUACUGCAGUUCUCACGUCUCCAACGUCCUCAAACAGCCUCGUUUUCGCAUCUGUGCAUUACACUGGUGAUGAUAUAUACUUGAACGACUCGAAAGCGAAAGACAUUGGCACUAUCUCGCUAGAAAUUAUGAGUGUCGAAAUUGUUGGACAAUGUCCCACAGCCGGAGUUGACUUCAGGCCAGUUUCCAAAUUGCACGACCGAGCGAGGGACUCUAAGAUAGCCCAUCAGAUAAAACUGGGACCUCGAAAUGUAUCAAUGGCGGUUCCACCGCCUUCGAUCGUUGUUGACCCGCGACUUCAUUUCGUCACCUUCGUCUUCCAGUAUCGUUCUCCAGAUGCUCUUCAUGCUGUCGGAAUCGUCCCCCGAAUGCCCAUGACGGAAUUCGAAGACUCGGAAGAGGGUACGUCGAACGCGAGAAUCCCGAAUGCUGGAGGAGUGGAUAGCACCUACCAGAAUCUUCCCAUUGGUGUGAGGCGCGAGUUGAUAAACGAAGCUGAUAUCACUGAGUGGCAUACCACCAGCAAGAAAAUUCGCCCACUAAGCUUGCAAAAAAGGAGGUGAAGCUACUAGUCCUCAUAGUUAUGCCCUUUUCUUGAGCAACUGAAGAUCUCUUAUAAAUAUAUAGUACAUAAACGU